AUGUAUGUCAGUCUGUUCAUCAUUCACAUUGUUCAUACCAUCUAUCUGCUCAUCUUGAUUCUGAUUUGUCAAAUUCUGUUCAUCAUUCAAAAACUGUUCAUGCCUAUCUAUCUGCUUUUCUUUGAUUCUGAACCAUUCUGUUCAUCAAGAACACUGUUCAUACCUAUCUAUCUGCUCAUCUUUGAUUCAGAUCAUGUAUGUCAAUCUGUUCAUCAUUCAAACUGUUCAUACCCGAUAAACCUGCUCAUCUUUGGAAGAUCAUGUAUGUCAGUCUGUUCAUCAUUCACACGUUCAUACCUAUCUUUAUUUAUCUUUGAUUCUGAUCAUAUACAUUUAUCUUCUUUUCUUCAAAUUUUUUUUCGUUUUUUAUUUUUUCUUGAUAGAUACUUCUUUCUUCUUUCUUCUUCAUUAUCCAUUGUUCUUCUUUUUUCUUCAAAAUCUUUUUUCUUUUUCUUUGAUUCUUUAGAUACAUUUAUCUUUCUUUCUUCAAUUUUUUUUUUUUCCUUUUUCAUAUUUAUCUUUUUCUUCACAAUUUUUUUUUUUCUUUUCUUUUUCUUUAGAUACAUUUAUCUUUUUAUUUCAUGUUUUUUUUUUUUUUUCUUUUUCCUUUUUAGAUACAUUUAUAUUCUUUUCUUCACAAAUAUUUUUUUUUUUGCGAGGUUGAAGUCUAUGAUUUAUCUUUCUUCUUUUUUUUUCUUUUUCGAUACAUUUAUCUUUUUUCUUCUUUUCUUUUUUUUUUUUUUCUUUAGAUUAUUUUUUUCACAACCCAUUUUUUUUUACAGCGUCUUUUUUUCUUUAAUACAUUUUAUAUUUUUUUUCUUUCAAUUUUUUUUUUUGCUUUUUCUUUUUUUUUCACAAUUUUUUUUAAUUUUUUUUUCUUCACAAUUCUUUUUAGAAUACAUAUUUAUUUUCUUUCUUCACAACUUUUUUCUUUUUAUUUUUUCCUUUAGAUACAUUUAUCUUCUUUUUUCACAAUUUUUUUGCUUUUUUCUUUUUUCUUUAGAUACAUUUAUCUUCUUUUCUUCAUACUAUUUAUCUUCUUUUCUUUUCACAAUUCUUUUUUUUUUUUUCUUUAGAUUUAUCUUUUUUUUUUUCACAAUUUUUUCUUUUUUAUAUAUUUAUCUUUUUUUUUCUUCUUUUUUUACUUUUUUUUUCUUUUUUUUUCUUUUAGAUACAUUUAUUUUCUUUUUCUUUUUCUUUUUUUGCUUUUUCUUUUUUCUUAGAUACAUUUAUCUUUUUUUUUUUCCAAUUGUUUUUUCUUUUUUCUUUUUUUCUUCUUUAGAUACAUUUAUAUUUUUUUCUUCACAAUUUUUUGCUUUUUCUUUUUUUCUUUAG
This is a messenger RNA of Acanthosepion pharaonis, 1335 nucleotides long. Lineage: Eukaryota; Metazoa; Mollusca; Cephalopoda; Sepiida; Sepiidae. The record is from the annotation of a GenBank genome assembly.